AUGGCCGCCGAUCGCUCGUGGGCCUCUCGAUGGUGCCGGGCGGGGAGCGAGCCGCUCGACGAGGUGCUGGUGCGCGACGUGGAGGAGACGCAGCGGCCGCCGAUUGCUCGCUACUUUGCCGAGGAGGGCAACGCCUCUCCCGCCUCGCCUCGGCUACAGCGCGCCACACAGCUCGAGUUGCUGAGGCUCUGCUCCAAGGCGCCGCAUUCGGCGACGCGCGAGGCAAACCUCGCUGCGCUGGCCGCUUCUCGGCAGCGAUUGCUGCAGGCGGACGGCGAGGAUCUGGGGCAGGAGGACGAGCUGGCCGACGAGUUGCGUGCCUUUUGCGCGAGGCACGCGCUGUGGCCGCACGGAACAGAGACGCUCGUCCUGCGGCACUUCCGCGUCGGUGGCCGCGGCCUCGCUGCUGCAGCCGACCUGUCUGCCGGCGACACCGUCCUGGCGGUGCCAGAGUCGCUGCUGCUGCUCUCGUCGUACGACGGCCUCGCCGCCGCCUUGUCUGCCGCCGCCGGCGACUCGCUCCACGACGACGUGCGGCUCAGCCUCGCGCUGCUGCUCGAGAUUGCGCGAGAUCAGGCGGGCGCGUGGGCCGAGUACUGCCGCUUCCUGCCCGAGCGGCCGCCGAGUGCGCUGCACUGGGCCUCGCGCCAGCUGCAGAGGCUGGCGCACACCCCGCUCGUCGGCCGGGCGCACGCAGCCCUCUUCCCGGCGCUGUCGCUCGCGCUGCCGCAGCUCUUCCCGCCGGCGAGCUUCUCGUGGCGCCGCUUCCUCUGGGCGUACACCGUCGUGCAGACGCGCGGCCUGGUCGUUGGCGGCGGCGCGGAGCCGCGCGCACGCCGCACGGUGCUCGCCCCCGUGGCAGACUUGCUCAACUACUCGCCGACUUCGCCGCUCGCGUGGCCGUCCCUCGAGGCUGCGGGCGCCGCAAGGCCAACGGGGCCGGUGGCGGAGGGGCCUCCUUCAGCCACGCUCGCACUCACGUUCCGGCUGCUGAGCGCGGUGCCGGCGGGGCGGCAGCUCUGCCUCUACUACGGCCACCCGCUCGCCGCUCGAGAGUCUCGAGCUCGGGGGGCCCUUCCUGGGCCCUUCCCCGAAGCUUCUCGGAGCCUUCCUGUAGGCCGCCUCUCCUCGCUCGAGAGCCUCGAGCACUAUGGCUUCGUGGACGCGUCGGCCCUGGAGCGAGAGGCGGUCGAGCUGUGCCUCGAGCCUCCGGAGGAGGAGGGCGAGGAGGGCGAGGAGGGCGAGGAGGGCGAGGAGGGCGAGGCCGACGCGGAGGGCGGCGAGGAGGGCGGCGAGGAGGAGGGCGGCGAGGGAGGGGACUGGGCGGCGGCGGCGGCGGCGGCGGCAUCCGGUGGCGGGGCGGUGGCUCUGCUCCGCCGCGCCGCCCUCGCGCGAGUUGGGACGACGCACUACUUGCGCGCGAGCGGACCGCCGAGCCGCCGCCUGCUGCGGGCGCUCCACUGGGGCACCGCGCCGGCGGAGGAGCUGCUGCCGCUCGCGCGCGCCGGCGCGGAUCCUGCGGCGGCGCCGCUGACGCGCGAGGCGACGGGCCGCGCGCACGAGGCCUUGCGCGCCAUCCUCGCCUCGCUGGGAAAGCCUGGCGGCGGCGAGGAGGGCGAGAGCGGCAGGGCGGCCGACGUGCAGGCGGCCGGGCCGGGCGGUGACAUCAGCGCCUAUCUCGCGUUUGAGAGGGCGGUGGUGGUGAAUGCGCACCGGCAUCUCGGUGUGGCGGAGAAGAGCGCUGCGGAGACCUAG
Molecule: messenger RNA, 1755 nt
Organism: Emiliania huxleyi CCMP1516
Lineage: Eukaryota; Haptophyta; Isochrysidales; Noelaerhabdaceae
Exons: 3
Coding region: 1-1755 (584 amino acids)
Biological process (GO): peptidyl-lysine monomethylation
Cellular component (GO): nucleus
Molecular function (GO): protein-lysine N-methyltransferase activity
Source: RefSeq, a predicted model, not a curated record